AAGCUAAGGAUAAGCUACAGCCAGUCCUUCCUUCCACCAAUCUGUCAUUCAAACAUGUAAUUCUGCCAGACAUGCCAUAUGAGGACAAUUCUUUUGAUGCUGCCAUGAUAAAUUUGAAGCAUCAACAAAGUUGAAGAACCAUUUUCUCAUGAAACACUCAUUCUUUGUCCUCACAUUUACCAGUUCUCCUGCCGUACAGGUUGGGUAUGACAUGGAAAAUGUUAAAGAAUCAGGAACUAAGCAAGUACACUGCCCUCACUGCAAAUACAGCACAGACCGGAAGAACAAUAUGAAACGUCACAUUGUGACCAUGCACCAAGACUCUUCCAAACUUCUGGAAUGCUGCGACAUUGUUUUCAAAUCCAAAGCUCUGCUUCGCGAGCACGUGAAUGUGUACCAUAGAUCGGGAUAUUCCUGCAGCAUCUGCAAUCGCAAUUUCUGUCGGAAAGCUCUCCUUCGUCGACAUCUUUCAGUUCAUAACGGUCAAAAGGACUUCCACUGUUCUUCGUGUUCCUACGCAACAAGUCAUAAAAGUAACUUGGAAAGACACCAGCGGAUUCACGCCAGAAGAAAUAGUGCUUCCGAGUCUACGGAAGAGAAGGAGUUCUCCGAUUCAGAGAGUGCUACAUCUAGAAAUACAAACACUAUUCCCAAACAGCAGCGCCACAACCAGUUUGUGAAAAGCAAAACGCAUACAAAAAUUGUUGCGAAAUACGAAAACAUGGUAAAUCGAAACGAACUAUUUUCAAAAAACACUUCUAGAAAAAAAGAACAUACCAAAGAACAGUCUUACGUGAAAACCCAAGCGCACGAUGAUAAUAUGAAUAAAGUCAACAUAGAGGGUGUAAAACAAGAAACGGAGCGCGUACAGACUUCCGCUAAGAGACUGGUGUCCAGACCUUAUAAAUGUAGCUUAUGUAAUCAUUGUUUUACCUGUCAGAAACAACAACAGGUGCAUAGCUGCACCUAUAUACAGGAAAAUAUUCCUAAUGUCCCGAUUACGUGCCUGAUUUCGAAAGGUAUCCCUCCUGAAGAAAAAUAUUACCUGUAAUUCAAGUGUUAUAAAAACUGUAUAAUUAAAAAUGCAUCAUGUACUUUGACAUUUUCAGGAUAAAUGGAUAAAGGGAUAAAUGUACUUUUUGUAUAUUUCGUUCGUCAGCAUCAGUUAUCAUGGAAUAUUACAAAAAAUUAAGUGAAUCCUGAAUGCUCUCAAUUACUGUUACGAAUAACUCAUCAUCUUUUCAUUGUCUUUUGAAUUUACAAAACAUUAGUUAUAGAUAAACUGAUGCAAGUUUGUUAUGUUUUAUGUGUGCAUUUAUUAUUUUCAUAAUUAAAGCUACACAGUGGUUUUUUUUGGUGACCGUCACUCUUUAAAUAUGAAUUGUUGCCUAAAAACCCUCUACUUUUUUACGCUGGUAUUUUUCAAACAAUUAAAGCAUCAUUACAAUUGGUUACUAUUUCUUUUAAGAGGGCUGGAUAGUCAUGCUCAUUUAUGGACUAUAUUUAUCUCCUUUGGACGAAGAGCUCUGUAUAAAGAUACAUUAAAUAUUAAAAUUUUAAAACUAAAAUGUUUGGACUUUUUCUUUACUAAAUGACAUUCUAUGACCAAAAUCAUCAUGUUUAAAAGUUUGAGGAAGAAUUCUUUGUUGACCUUCUAACCUCCGCGAGAAACAAUACAUCAUUUACGAUAGCAAGUAUUUAGAAAGGAAAUGUUUGUUUCUUUAUUGCAGGGGGCGUUCUGUUAUGUAUAAUUGAGAUUUUAUC
Magallana angulata is the source of this 1764-nucleotide messenger RNA. Its product is annotated as zinc finger protein 1-like. The coding region runs from base 149 to 1051 and encodes 300 amino acids. Gene Ontology annotation, biological process: regulation of transcription by RNA polymerase II. The transcript is spliced from 3 exons. Gene Ontology annotation, molecular function: DNA-binding transcription factor activity; RNA polymerase II cis-regulatory region sequence-specific DNA binding. The record is from RefSeq and is a predicted model, not a curated record. NCBI's taxonomy places the organism in Eukaryota, Metazoa, Mollusca, Bivalvia, Ostreida, Ostreidae.